Chelonoidis abingdonii (Abingdon island giant tortoise) is the source of this 3617-nucleotide messenger RNA. It is a transcript of the gene INTS8, whose product is annotated as integrator complex subunit 8. Gene Ontology annotation, biological process: snRNA 3'-end processing. NCBI's taxonomy places the organism in Eukaryota, Metazoa, Chordata, Testudines, Testudinidae. Gene Ontology annotation, cellular component: integrator complex. The record is from RefSeq and is a predicted model, not a curated record.
GAGGAGCACAGCGGCGGCCAUCUUGGGACGUAGGAUCCUUCGGCCGUGGGCGGGGCAACCAGUGAGGGAUUCGGGAGCCUGAUGGGUGUGGCCCGGGGUCGCUGAGGACAAAGCGGAGACCCCGAACGGGGGAGUUCACCCCCCCCCCCACGUCCGCAGUACCUACUCGCCGAGCGGUGCUGGGUCUCAGCGAGCCGCCGCGGGGCAGAGCCGAGCCACCGCUAUGAGCGCCGAAGCCGCUGACCGGGAAGCGGCCACUUCCAGCCGCCCUUGCACCCCGCCGCAGACCUCCUGGUUCGAGUUCCUGCUGGAGGAGGCGUUGCUGGAGACGCACCUGAAGAAGCCCUGCCCUGAUCCUCCACCUGUUCAGUUGAUUGUCCAAUUUUUAGAGCAGGCUUCUAAGCCAUCAGUGAAUGAGCAGAACCAGGUCCAGCCUCCGCCUGAUAACAAGAGAAACCGUAUUUUAAAACUCCUUGCUCUUAAAGUUGCUGCACACUUAAAGUGGGAUUUGGAUGUACUAGAGAAAAGUUUGUCUGUUCCUGUACUGAAUAUGUUGCUGAAUGAACUACUAUGCAUUAGCAAAGUUCCUCCAGGAACUAAACAUGUAGAUGUGGACCUAUCCAGUUUACCUCCAAACACUGCAAUGGCUAUACUCCUCUACAAUAGAUGGGCCAUUAGGACCAUUGUCCAAAGUAGUUUUCCUGUAAAACAAGUGAAACCUGGUCCACCUCAGUUAAAUGCAAUGAAUCAGAUACAGCAGGAAAAGGAACUUACAGAAAAUAUUUUAAAAGUGCUGAAAGAGCAGGCUGCUGAUUCCAUCCUGGUGCUAGAAGCAGCACUUAAAUUAAACAAAGAUCUUUAUGUCCACACUAUAAGAACUCUGGAUUUAUUAGCCAUGGAGCCUGGCAUGGUGAAUGGAGAAACGGAGAGUUCCACAGCUGGAUUGAAAAUCAGUACUGAGGAAAUGCAAUGCCAGAUUGGUUCAUCAUCACUUCAUUGCACCAUAGAUGAGAAGAGAUUAGCUGGGUACUGUCAAGCUUGUGGAGUUCUUACAUCAUCAUCCAAUAGUACAUCACAACAGUCAACUCCUUAUAGUCAAAUCCAUUGCUGUAUGAGAUGUGGCAACUAUCAGGAGUUAGUGAAGAUUUUCCUUGAAGAUAAUAUAACUCUCAGGUUACCUGUUCAGUUCAGACAGUCUGUGAUGAGAGAACUCUUCCAGAAAGCGCAGCAGGGGAAUGAUGUUCUAGAUGAAAUCUGUUUCAGAAUCUGUACAUGCAACACUGUUUGUGAUGUAAUGCAGGGUCGAGCAAUUGGUAUUCAGUUUAACCAGCUAUUUCUUAAACCAAACAAAGAGAAAAUAGACUUUCUCCUUGAGGUUUGUUCAAGGUCAAUAAACUUAGAACAUGCUUCAGAAUCUUUGAAAAGAAAAAUGGCAGCUUUUCUCAAGAAUAUGUGUUUGAGUUUGGAGGAUCUUCAGCUUGUUUUCAUGAUUUCCUCUCAUGAGCUGUUCAUAACCUUACUGAAAGAUGAUGAACGGAAGCUGCUCAUUGAUCAAAUGAGGAAAAGAUCACCUCGAGUCAAUCUGUGCACUAAACCUGUGACUUCAUUUUAUGAUAUUCCAGCAUCAGCAAGUGUCAAUAUUGGCCAGCUGGAACAUCAGCUUAUAUUAUCAGUGGAUCCCUGGAGGAUUCGCCAGAUUUUAAUUGAGUUGCAUGGCAUGACCUCAGAACGCCAAUUCUGGACAAUUUCUAGCAAGUGGGAAGUACCAAAUGUUUAUGGCAGUGUUAUCCUUGGAAUUAAAGACAACUUGACUAGAGAUUUGGUCUACAUCCUGAUGGCAAAGGGGUUACACUGCAGUGCAAUUAAGGAUUUUGUUCAUGCAAAGCAGCUUUUUGCUGCUUGCCUGGAGCUUGUGACGGAGUUUUCUCCAAAGCUGCGCCAGGUCAUGCUGAAUGAGAUGCUGCUCUUAGAUAUUUACACUCACGAAGCAGGAGCAGGGGCUUCUGGAGAACGUCCUCCUCCUGAUUUGAUCAGCAGAGUCCGAGGAUAUUUGGAAAUGAGGGUACCUGAUAUUCCGCUUCGACAAGUUGUAGCAGAGGAAUGUGUUGCCUUCAUGUUAAACUGGCGGGAGAAUGAAUACUUAACUAUGCAAGUUCCUUUACUUCUGGUUCAGACUAAUCCAUAUGUGAAGUUGGGGCAGCUUUUGGCUGCCACAUGCAAAGAACUUCCAGGCCCCAAAGAAAGUAGGCGGACAGCUAAAGACCUUUGGGAAGUCGUUGUGCAGAUCUGCAGUGUAUCCAACCAGCACAAGCGAGGGAGUGAUGGCAGAGUGAGUUUAAUAAAACAGAGAGAGUCUACAUUAGGCAUUAUGUACAGGAAUGAAUUACUCUCUUUUAUCAAAAAGUUACGGGAACCACUGGUUUUGACUACAAUAUUAUCCCUGUUUGUUAAGCUUCAUAAUGUUCGGGAAGACAUUGUGAAUGAUAUUGCAGCAGAGCAUAUUUCUAUUUGGCCAUCAACUAUUCCCAACCUUCAGUCAGUGGAUUUUGAAGCUGUAGCUGUUACUGUAAAAGAGCUGGUCAGUUAUGCAUUGACUAUAAACUCAAACAACCACUUCUGGUUAAUUAUUCAGGCAGAUAUUUAUUUUGCAACAAAUCAGUAUUCAGCAGCCCUUCAUUAUUACCUUCAAGCAGGAGCAGUAUGCUCUGAUUUCUUUAAUAAGAUGGUACCGCCUGAUGUAUACACAGACCAGGUGAUAAAAAGAAUGAUAAAAUGCUGUUCUUUGCUCAACUGCCACACCCAGGUAGCAAUUUUAUGUCAGUUUCUCAGAGAAAUAGACUAUAAAACAGCAUUUAAGGCACUGCAGGAACAAAACAGCCAUGAUGCUAUGGACUCUUACUAUGACUACAUCUGGGAUGUUACCAUUUUAGAAUACUUGACAUAUCUCCAUCAUAAAAGAGGAGAGACAGACAAGAGACAAAUAGCAAUAAAAGCUAUUGGCCAGACAGAGCUGAAUGCUAGCAAUCCAGAGGAAGUAUUGCAACUUGCUGCACAGAGACGAAAAAAGAAAUUUCUUCAAGCAAUGGCAAAACUUUACUUUUAAACAUUCCUAUAAAUGCUGGUGUAGAGUGGAAAAUAUUUCACUUUAUUUAACUUGUGUUGAGUAUUUCAAAUUUUUAUACAAUACGUAUUUACAAGCAUAGUGUGGCUUUUUAAAAUAGAUGAAAUAUUAAAACCCAUUAUCUUACUUAAGUUAGUAUUCCAGAUCUUUUGUACAAUUUUGUAAUGCUUUUUUAAAAAAAAUCAAGUUGAAGCAAUGAGUUCAAGCUUCAGUUAAGUUAACUAGUAGAGAAUGCUGAGUUUAUGUACAUUAGAGAGGCUACUACUUAUUGUGAUGUGCUCAAAAAUAAGCACUACUCACAUUGCCAGCAAGAGUCUUGCUUUGAGUUCUAUAAAAUUUACUCUGCCCUACUGAAGCAUAUAAUUCCUACAUUGCUCAAAAAGAUGCUCCUUGCUGGAGCAGCUACUCAUGGCAGGAGUAGAGGUAGUGAAUAAUGCUGUUUUAAACAUUGAUACCUGCACAGUAUGGGCUAUUAGAAGUACUGCUUCCACUUUGA